Messenger RNA from Scomber scombrus (Atlantic mackerel), 1545 nucleotides. RefSeq names its product neuronal acetylcholine receptor subunit alpha-9-like. Gene Ontology annotation, molecular function: acetylcholine-gated monoatomic cation-selective channel activity; transmembrane signaling receptor activity. Lineage: Eukaryota; Metazoa; Chordata; Actinopteri; Scombriformes; Scombridae. Gene Ontology annotation, cellular component: neuron projection; postsynaptic membrane; synapse. The transcript has 5 exons. Bases 1 to 1545 code for a protein of 514 amino acids. Gene Ontology annotation, biological process: monoatomic ion transmembrane transport; nervous system process; signal transduction. The record is from RefSeq and is a predicted model, not a curated record.
AUGUCGAUCCAAGCUUGUGCUCAGACUGUGAAUUGGAGUCUCCUCCAGCUUCACAGCUCUACACACCAAUUCCACUCAUCUCUUCUCUCUAUCAACGUCACGCUUCAGAUCACCCUCUCCCAGAUCAUUGAUAUGGAUGAGAGGAACCAGAUCCUGACCACCUACCUGUGGAUUCGCCAGGUGUGGAUCGACGCCUACCUCACCUGGAAGAAGGAAGACUAUGACGGCCUCGACACCAUCCGCAUACCCAGCAGCUACGUUUGGAGACCUGACAUCGUCCUGUAUAACAGUGCAGACGACGAGUUCUCCAGUUCCAUGGAGACCAAUGUGGUUCUCCGUCACGAUGGCCAGGUCAUGUGGGACCAGCCAGCCAUCACCAAGAGCUCCUGCUCUGUGGACGUGGCCUUCUUCCCCUUUGACAAGCAGCAGUGUCACCUCACCUUUGGCUCCUGGACUCAUAACGGUAACCAGAUGGACCUGUCCAAUGCCUUGGACAGCGCCGACCUGGCUGACUUUGUUCCCAAUGUGGAGUGGGAGGUUCUGGGCAUGCCAGCCAAGAAGAACGUCAUCCUGUACGGCUGCUGCUCUGACCCAUACCCGGACAUCACAUUCACCCUCCACCUGAAGAGGCGUGCCUCCUUCUACAUCUUCAACCUCCUCAUCCCCUGCAUGAUGAUCUCCUUUCUGGCUCCGCUGGGCUUCUACCUGCCAGCUGAUUCUGGUGAAAAGGUUUCUCUGGGUGUCACAGUGCUGCUGGCCCUCACUGUGUUUCAGUUGCUGGUGGCUGAGAGCAUGCCGCCCUCUGAAAGCGUCCCGCUGAUAGGAAAGUACUACAUCGCUACCAUGACGAUGGUCACUGCAUCAACAGCGCUCACCAUCUUCAUUAUGAACAUUCACCACUGCGGUCCGGAGGCUCGUCCUGUCCCAGAAUGGGCCAAGAAAUUCAUCCUCAACCACCUGGCCCGCAUCUGUUUUGUCUACGAGGUUGGUGAGAACUGCCUGAGUGGGACUUCAUCCACGAAACAACCUCCGUCACAGGAGCAGUCUGAAUCCCCAGCGGCCAAUUGCGCCAACCCCAAAGGAACAAAUUGGGAUGUGAACGGGCAGGUGUGGGGAGGGAGGGUGGAGAAAGAUGGGGCAGGGGAGUCUCUGAAGCCGAUUGACUGGAAAGCGGAUCUGUUUGUGACCAUCGACCACUCGGAGGAAGAAGGAGCUGCUGGAGGAAGUGAAGAGCAGGAGCAGUCAAACAGUACUUGUGGAGGAGGAGAGUACGUUGAAGAAAAGAAAGGCGUAGGAGGCGAAGGAGGAGGUGGAGCCGGGGAGAACAGGAGGAAGAUCUUUGUGAGAACCCAGUGCGUUUGCCAGCACCAGGGACUGCGCAGUAGCGUCGAUUACAUUGCCAACUCGUACAAAGACCAGCGAUUCGCACAGGUGCGCAUUGGCGAAUGGAGGAAGGUUGCCAAGGUGAUGGAUCGUUUCUUCAUGUGGCUAUUCUUCAUCAUGGCCUUCUUCAUGAGCAUCCUCAUCCUGGGAAAGGCCAUCUGA